AGCUCCGGGUGUGCUGCCAACAAGCUGGACCUGUUGCAGUUUCCCAGGCUAUCUGGGCUGCUGGAGUAGAGCCAUCAUGCCUAUCCGCGCCCUGUGCACUAUCUGCUCUGACUUCUUCGAUCACUCUCGCGACGUGGCUGCCAUCCACUGUGGCCACACUUUUCACUUGCAAUGCCUAAUCCAGUGGUUUGAGACAGCACCAAGUCGGACCUGCCCACAGUGUAGGAUCCAGGUUGGCAAAAAGACCAUUAUCAAUAAGCUUUUCUUUGACCUUGCCCAGGAAGAGGAGAGUGUCUUGGAUGCAGAAUUCUUGAAGAAUGAACUGGAUAAUAUCAGAGCCCAGCUUUCCCAGAAAGAGAGGGAGAAGAGGGACAGCCAGGCUAUUAUUGACACACUACGGGACACAUUGGAAGAACGCAAUGCCACAGUGGAGUCCCUGCAGAAUGCUUUAGGCAAGGCAGAGAUGCUGUGUUCCAGUCUUAAAAAGCAGAUGAAAUUCCUGGAGCAGCAGCAGGAUGAGACCAAACAAGCCCAGGAGGAGGCCCGCCGACUCAAGAGCAAGAUGAAAACCAUGGAGCGAAUUGAGCUCCUGCUCCAGAGCCAGCGGUCUGAGGUGGAGGAGAUGAUCCGAGACAUGGGCGUGGGACAGUCAGCGCUGGAGCAGUUGGCAGUGUACUGCAUCUCCCUCAAGAAAGAAUAUGAGAAUCUGAAAGAAGCUCGGAAGGCCGCAGGGGAGCUGGCUGACAAGCUGAAGAAGGACUUGAUUUCCUCUAGGAGCAAGUUGAAGACUGUCUGCACUGAGCUGGAUCAGGCCAAGUUAGAACUGAAGUCAGCCCAGAAGGACUUACAGAGUGCUGACAAGGAAAUCACGAGCCUAAGAAAGAAGCUAACGAUGUUGCAGGGAACCUUGAACCUGCCUCCAGUGUCCAGUGAGACUGUCAGCCGCCUGGUUUUUGAGAGCCCAGCCCCUGUGGAGAUGCUGAAUCCGAAGCUCCACCGGCCGUCCUUCAGUGAUGAGAUUGACCUCAAUGCUACUUUUGAUGUAAAAACCCCUCCAGCCCAAACGCCCAGCUCCCAGCACAGCCACCCCAAGAAGCUGGAGAGGACACACUCUCCUGUGGAGGACGUCCUCAAGAAGAUACCCAAAGUCUCCAAGCAGGAGUUCCAGCUCUCACUGGGUGGUCAGCGCUGUGUAGGAGAGCCAGAUGAGGAACUGACUGGUGGCUUCCCUGUCUUCAUCCGGAAUGCUGUCCGGGCCCAGAAACAACACAACAGGAGCACAGCGGAGUCCCGCUGCAGCACAGAUGUGGUAAGAAUAGGCUUUGAUGGACUUGGAGGACGAACAAAAUUUAUCCAGCCUACUGACACAGCCAUUAUCCGACCAAUGCCUGUUAAGCCCAAAGCCAGGAAUAAACAGAAAGUGAGAAUAAAGACUAUGAAUUCUCCUUCCCAGCCCAAGCUGGAUACCUUCAUGCGUCAAUGAACAGUGAACAGAGUCAUGUCUCCAAUUAGUAGGCCAAGACUUGGCUACCCAGAGAGUGUUUUAGAAGAUGGCUCAUCUUCUUGGACCAGUGCAGGAAGAGACACCCAGAAAAUGCACUCCUGUGUCCUCUUUGCCCUGAAGCACACUGGAUUGACCUCUGGGAGCUGACAUGACCAGUUUACAGUUCUACUCAGCAGGGCCGGCUUCUUUUUGCCAGGUUUUGCUUACAGCUCCAACCAGAUGUGGCUGGGUGCCUGUUUUUAUAGAACACUCACUUUUGACUAUAUAUGGAUGGAAGUGCUGGAGGACUCCUAAGCGGGCUAGCCUGAACUUCUGCCUGCCUCCAGCUCAUUGCUUGAAAUGGGGAACAAUAAGGGAAGGAUGGGGAAGAUUUCCAUGUAAAAUAAAAGGCAUCUUUUUUUU
Psammomys obesus (fat sand rat) is the source of this 1906-nucleotide messenger RNA. RefSeq names its product TRAF interacting protein (gene Traip). NCBI's taxonomy places the organism in Eukaryota, Metazoa, Chordata, Mammalia, Rodentia, Muridae. The transcript has 15 exons. The record is from RefSeq and is a predicted model, not a curated record. Bases 77 to 1483 code for a protein of 468 amino acids.